CCGGGAGAUGGGAAGUGGGACCCGGACGAUUGAGAUUGACUCAUAACGAUCAUAGAGCGGCAAUGAUAUGCAUUGGAUCGAUUGAAUCUGACAUUUCUAGAGCACGCUUACCAAGUGAGUAACGGGCUCGUAAGGAAUAAAACUUCUGUACCUGAACCUCAACCUUCUGCUAUGCCUAGAUUCAGAAAUAUAGAUAUGCCCGCAUUAUAUCUCCUCAUAUAAUGUACCGAAGCCUCUCUAAUUAACCGCUGCAGGGUUUCAACUUCGUUGCUGUGAGUUUCCGCCAUGUCCAACAUCUAUCCCAUUGUGAGGUGUAGCGUCCGUUUCUUUUCGCCAUCUCUGGCAGACACCUACCGUUGAAAUAGAAGAUGCAACCUUAAUUCAAUCAUUGCACCGACGAAUCAAGUAUCAGUCACCUUACCUCAAUUGGCAGGGGCAUCGGAAAGAUGACAAACCAAGAUGAUGUGCAACCUGCUCCUCUACGAGCUGCCAGAAUCCCGCCACGCGCCGCUGCACUGGUUGCAGAAUAGCAGCAUAUUACUCUCCAACGUGUCAAAAGAAUCACUGGAAGACACAAGAAGACGUGCACCAGGGCGAAGAAACACAAUUGUUUUCUCAUCCGGGCGACUCCCAUUGACCCGAUGAAAGAGAACCCCACCGACGCGGAUUACAUCGAGCCGUUCCACCCGGACUCAUACAGCAACUGUGGUACCAAAAACAAGAUGGGGUGGUAUUCUCGAACCCCGGAAAAAUAUACUCUCACCGGCCUACUGACAGCUGGCAUUAUCAUGUUUACAAGCGGUACGAGAAGACGGAACAACAGGUCGGCUGAUGUGAGAGACAAUGGCUAUUCCGAAGAGUUCUCUAGGACGGAGUUGAUCGCAACCAUGAUAAUGUCAACCGUGCUGGAGAGAGCACGGCUGCUAUUUUUGGGCUCCCGCCAGACGCUUUGGAAGAUCCCCACGACCCUUACGCCGACGAACCUUGGAUGACAGGUGAUCCUGACCUUUUGUAAUGGGACUUUGGAGAUGGAUAUUCGUUUGGUUGAAGAAAAAAUCUUUGACGUUGUGUUCUUCUCACCCGUUUUGGGUUCAUUGACAUUUCUGUGUCAAAUCGAGAAGAGGUAAUAGGAGUCCGACAGCGAUUGACGCAAAAGGCGCCAAUGGGCGCAUUCAGGUAGAUUGACUACCGUGCAAGCCUAGGAUGCCAUUUAUAUACUAACCGACCCCUACACAACGUUCCGGGGUCGGUUACUAGGUAUAUCUAUACUCUUAAUGGAGCAAUGGGGACUUCGCUAGAAAGCUCACCUUUCGUAAUAGGUAAGUCCAUCCAGAUCAUACCACGCGUGUAUGUAACCAUAGGGGAUAGUAGUGUAACUUUGGGGGAAAGCGAG
Aspergillus alliaceus is the source of this 1393-nucleotide messenger RNA. RefSeq lists its product as uncharacterized. NCBI's taxonomy places the organism in Eukaryota, Fungi, Ascomycota, Eurotiomycetes, Eurotiales, Aspergillaceae. The transcript has 3 exons. The record is from RefSeq and is a predicted model, not a curated record. The coding region runs from base 642 to 992 and encodes 116 amino acids.